This is a messenger RNA of Prunus mume (Japanese apricot), 914 nucleotides long. RefSeq names its product Nuclear transport factor 2 (NTF2) family protein. The record is from RefSeq and is a predicted model, not a curated record. NCBI's taxonomy places the organism in Eukaryota, Viridiplantae, Streptophyta, Magnoliopsida, Rosales, Rosaceae.
CAAAGUACCAGCCAUGCUGCUGACGAUAAACUCUUCAGUCUCCACCUCCCUCCUCACCAAAUCUCCUUCCAUUCCAAUCACCACUUCCAGCUUCCCCAAUUCCAACCCAGCAACUGCCGUCAGAACCCCAAGAUGGAACCCGCAGGCCCUUCAAUUUCGGGUCUCCUCGUCCGCCAAUCGGACGGUCGAGGUCGCAUCACCGCCGGAAAAUGUCGGUGGAGCUGAUUGCGCUGCGGAAUCUGGAGCGGACAUCGUGAGGAAAUUCUAUGGAGGAAUCAACGUCCAGGAUUUGGCUUCUGUGGAGGAGCUCAUCGCAGAGAAAUGUGUGUACGAGGACCUGGUUUUUCCUCGUCCUUUCGUUGGCCGCAAGGAUAUACUUCAGUUCUUUAAAAAGUUUAACGAUUCUGUUGGCAAAGACCUUCAAUUUGUUAUUGAUGAUAUAUCCACCGAGGAUUCCGCAGCAGUUGGGGUGACAUGGCAUUUAGAAUGGAAUGGGAAGCCUUUUCCGUUUAGCAAAGGAUGUAGCUUUUAUCGGUUGGAAGUCGUCAAUGGCAAGAGACAAAUAAUCUAUGGGCGAGAUAGUGUCGAGCCUGCUAUCAAGCCUGGGGAUACUGUGUUGGUUGCGAUCAGAGGUGUGGCCUGGCUUCUUCGACAGUUCCCUCAGCUGGCUGACCGGUUUUAAAGUUGUUUUUUUCCACUCACUUUUUCUUAUCUUACAGAGAUAUAAACAUAAUCUACAGUGGUCUUGUAUGAGAAAGCAAAAAUGUAUAUACACAGUUGCACAUAUAUAUAGUAUCCACAUGUAAGUAUGUUCACUUACUUUGUUGCCGAUCCCAUUUACAUAACAAUGGUCCAAUUAAAGAAGGCAUAAUUAUUUGAGGAAAAAGAAAGACAAAAAUCCUCAUCUUGGGAAA